GAUUGACCAGGGAAACGGGAGAAUUAGUUAGGAAAACUCAGGGGAUUCUUCCAUCAGUUGAGAAAGUUGCAGGAGACUCUCUGUACAGGAUCAUACACUUAAUACAUUUAGACAUUUUAUUUCAUUAAUUCAAAGAAAAAGGCAAUUCAAUUUAGAUUCUUUGUUGUUGUUAAAAGAUUCCACAUUUGCAAUUUACCUGCGCGCGCUCCGCGGCUCCGGGGACGCAGUUGACUUGGAGAGAGAGAGUUAUACAGAGAGGAUAGAAUCUCUCCAAUAUUGCAUUAUUACUGAUUUACAGGCAAAGCAUAACUUGUAAAGUUGCAUCAUGCCAUUUUUCAUUUCAUUGUGUUUGUACCUUUGGCUGGGGUUGUUACCUGGCCGGACAAGUACAGCCGUGAAUGAAGACAUUGAAGUGUUGGUGAUGUUGCCCAAAAAUAACUCGUAUAUGUUCUCAAUAGCAAGAGUGGCACCGGUCAUCGAGUAUGCAAAGCAGGGGUUGAAAAUCAGCGGCGGUCUGUAUUCGGGACUUAAUUUCAAAGUGCGUUAUGAGGAUUCCGACUGUGGCAAUGAUGCACUCUUCUCCCUGGUGGACCGUUCCUGCGAGAAGAAACCGGACUUGGUGCUCGGUCCGGUGUGUGAAUACGCCGCGGCGCCGGUUGUAAGGAUGGCAUCUCACUGGAACAUCCCGGUAAUAUCGACAGGUGCUCUGGCCAGCGGUUUUAGAGACAAAGAGAAAGAAUACUCUCACCUGACCCGAAUCUCCCCGUCUUACCUAAAAAUGGCAGAGACUUUCUUGGCGAUGUUCCGUCAUUUCAACUGGAAAGACGCGUUGCUGAUCUUCGAUGACGACAAGAAGGAGAGGAAUUGCUACUUCACUAUGGAAGGGGUGCACCUCAAACUCAUGGAGGAAUAUCAGACUGUCACCUAUGCCAUCAACUCUAAAGACGAGCGCCUGAACACAGACGAAAUCAUCAAAUAUAUCUACGAGAGUGAAGUUGUUAUCAUGUGUGCGGGAGCUGACAUCGUCCGAGACAUCAUGCUAGCUGCUCAUCGACGGAGGCUCACUAAUGGCAGCUACAUCUUCUUCAACAUCGAACUCUUCAACUCCACAUCUUAUGGCAACGGCUCGUGGAAGCGAGGGGAUAAGCACGACAGUGAGGCGCGACAAGCGUACUCUGCCCUCAACACAGUCACGCUGCUCCGGACGGUCAAACCAGAGUUUGAGAACUUCUCUCUGGAGGUCAAGAGGUCCAUUCAGAAGGCUGGCCUACCGGACUGUGACGACUGUGACAACAUCAACAUGUUUAUGGAAGGGUUCCAUGAUGCAUUGCUGCUGUACGCCCUGGCGCUGCACGAAGCCAUCAGGAACGGCCUCACCAAGAAGGACGGAGCAGAGAUCACCUAUCGCAUGUGGAACAGAACAUUUGAAGGCAUCGCAGGCCAGGUGUCUAUGGACUUCAACGGGGACAGAUACGGAGACUUCUCUGUGAUGAGCAUGACCAACACCGAGGCCGGCACCUAUGAGACGGUGUGUAACUACUAUGGUGUGAAGGAGAGUUUCCAGAUGCUUCCGGGGUUCAAUCCUGACCACUUCACCCUGAGAGGACUACACAGAGUCUCCCACGCAGACCUGCCAGACAAAUCAUCAGGUGGACUAGGAGUAUCUGCUGUUACUGGGAUCAUAGUGGGAGCCCUGCUAGGGACAGCCCUGCUAAUGGCCUUCUACUUCAUCAGGAAGAACUACAGGAUAACCAUUGAGAGGCGCACGGCGAGGCAGGAAUGUGACAUUGGGAAGCACCGUCAGUUACGAGAGGAUUCUAUCAGAUCUAACUUCUCGGCAGCGUAGAGCGUCACCGCGGUUACCAUCCGUUGCUCCUGACGUUCCCGUUCCAGGGAAGCAAGAAGCAGCGUGGCGCGGAAGGAAGCACCAUGGGAAAUGUGACCAAAGACUCACGCUACACGGCUGUCAGAGGAGUCGUGCUAUUUAAAGAAAGACAUACUGUCAUUUAUACGUGUUUUAAAAUCUAUCUUUUUAACUUUUUUGACUUUCAUAAACUCAGGAAAGUUCCAAUCACACAACAGCACCACUUUCAUCUCUGUUGAAGUAUAUCUUUAGGUGUGUCUUCUCCCCUUAAGAGGGCCAGUACGGACAGCAUUAAUAUUAUAAUAAUAUGUUUUCACCUGUUUUAUAACAAACAGCGCAAGCGGUUUUGACCAUGUAAAAAGCAUUUGCACUCCAUACAGGGUUAAAGUAACACCAGAGAUAACAGGGAUCAAUAAGCCUGUGAACUUCAUUGGUACAUGUCAGAUCAGAGAUAACAGGGGUUGAUAAACAGGUCAGAUCAGAGAUAACAGGGGUUGAUAAACAGGUCAGAUCAGAGAUAACAGGGGUUGAUAAACAGGUCAGAUCAGAGAUAACAGGGGUUGAUAAACAGGUCAGAUCAGAGACAACAGGGGUUGAUAAACAGGUCAGAUCAGAGAUUACAGGUCAGAUCAGAGAUUACAGGUCAGAUCAGAGAUUACAGGUCAGAUCAGAGAUUACAGGUCAGAUCAGAGAUAACAGGGGUUGAUAAACAGGUCAGAUCAGAGAUAAACAGGUCAGAUCAGAGAUAACAGGGGUUGAUAAACAGGUCAGAUCAGAGAUAACAGGUCAGAUCAGAGAUAACAGGUCAGAUCAGAGAUAACAGGGGUUGAUAAACAGGUCAGAUCAGAGAUAACAGGGGUUGAUAAACAGGUCAGAUCAGAGAUAACAGGGGUUGAUAAACAGGUCAGAUCAGAGAUAAACAGGUCAGAUCAGAGAUAAACAGGUCAGAUCAGAGAUUACAGGUCAGAUCAGAGAUUACAGGUCAGAUCAGAGAUUACAGGUCAGAUCAGAGAUUACAGGUCAGAUCAGAGAUAACAGGGGUUGAUAAACAGGUCAGAUCAGAGAUAACAGGGGUUGAUAAACAGGUCAGAUCAGAGAUAACAGGGGUUGAUAAACAGGUCAGAUCAGAGAUAACAGGUCAGAUCAGAGAUAACAGGUCAGAUCAGAGAUAACGGGUUGAUAAACAGGUCAGAUCAGAGAUAACAGGGGUUGAUAAACAGGUCAGAUCAGAGAUAACAGGGGUUGAUAAACAGGUCAGAUCAGAGACAACAGGGGUUGAUAAACAGGUCAGAUCAGAGAUUACAGGUCAGAUCAGAGAUUACAGGUCAGAUCAGAGAUUACAGGUCAGAUCAGAGAUUACAGGUCAGAUCAGAGAUAACAGGGGUUGAUAAACAGGUCAGAUCAGAGAUAAACAGGUCAGAUCAGAGAUAACAAGGGUUGAUAAACAGGUCAGAUCAGAGAUAACAGGGGUUGAUAAACAGGUCAGAUCAGAGAUAACAGGUCAGAUCAGAGAUAACAGGGGUUGAUAAACAGGUCAGAUCAGAGAUAACAGGGGUUGAUAAACAGGUCAGAUCAGAGAUAACAGGGGUUGAUAAACAGGUCAGAUCAGAGAUAACAGGUCAGAUCAGAGUUAACAGGUCAGAUCAGAGAUAACAGGGGUUGAUAAACAGGUCAGCUCAGAGAUAACAGGGGUUGAUAAACAGGUCAGAUCAGAGAUAACAGGGGUUGAUAAACAGGUCAGAUCAGAGAUAACAGGGGUUGAUAAACAGGUCAGAUCAGAGAUAACAGGUCAGAUCAGAGAUAACAGGUCCGAUCAGAGAUAACAGGUCAGAUCAGAGAUAACAGGUCAGAUCAGAGAUUACAGGUCAGAUCAGAGACAACAGGUCAGAUCAGAGACAACAGGUCAGAUCAGAGAUAACAGGUCAGAUCAGAGAUAACAGGUCAGAUCAGAGAUAACAGGUCAGAUCAGAGAUAACAGGGGUUGAUAAACAGGUCAGAUCAGAGAUAAACAGGUCAGAUCAGAGAUUACAGGUCAGAUCAGAGAUUACAGGUCAGAUCAGAGAUUACAGGUCAGAUCAGAGAUUACAGGUCAGAUCAGAGAUAACAGGGGUUGAUAAACAGGUCAGAUCAGAGAUAAACAGGUCAGAUCAGAGAUAACAGGGGUUGAUAAACAGGUCAGAUCAGAGAUAACAGGUCAGAUCAGAGACAACAGGUCAGAUCAGAGACAACAGGUCAGAUCAGAGACAACAGGUCAGAUCAGAGACAACAGGGGUUGAUAAACAGGUCAGAUCAGAGAUAACAGGGGUUGAUAAACAGGUCAGAUCAGAGAUAACAGGGGUUGAUAAACAGGUCAGAUCAGAGACAACAGGGGUUGAUAAACAGGUCAGCUCAGAGAUAACAGGUCAGAUCAGAGAUAACAGGUCAGAUCAGAGAUAACAGGGGUUGAUAAACAGGUCAGAUCAGAGAUAACAGUCUUGUUUAAUAAUCUUACGGCUUGGGGUUAGAACCCGUUCAGGGUCCUGGUGGUUCCAGACUUGCUGUGCGGUACGCAGAGAGAACAGUCUACGGCAGUGCCCUCCAACCCUCUUCCUGGAGAGAUACCGUUUUCACAUCAAUCCUAAUCUAGCACACUGGAUUGUAAUUCAACUGGGGUUGGAGCAAACACCUGGGGGAGGAAAGCCCUGGUCAAUGGAAUGGUCCACACUAAAGGGACCCACCGGAAACUACUACAGGAGAUUUGAGUCUUUAAACUUCGGAUUACACCAUUUCGGUAUCAUUGCAGUGAUUUGAUUCUCAAUCAACCAAUCAAGUAAAUUAUAUAGUAUUACACUUUGCAAACUAAAAUUCUCUGGUAAAAACCUCUAUUCGACUUUGCUUAUUUUCGAAAGUAAGAAUUUUCUAGAGAUAUUUUUUUUAGAUUAAAUAUGGUAAUUCUGUAAUAUACUCUUCCCACAGUAUAAUAAUAAUGUAUAUUACAGUAUAUGAUGAUUCUGACACAACUAUAACAAAACAGACUGGUUUCUUCUGAGAUGAAUAGUAACAUAUAUUUCUCCUCUGCA
This is a messenger RNA of Oncorhynchus keta (chum salmon), 4923 nucleotides long. Its product is annotated as atrial natriuretic peptide receptor 3-like. The record is from RefSeq and is a predicted model, not a curated record. NCBI's taxonomy places the organism in Eukaryota, Metazoa, Chordata, Actinopteri, Salmoniformes, Salmonidae. The transcript has 9 exons. Gene Ontology annotation, cellular component: membrane. Gene Ontology annotation, molecular function: peptide hormone binding; natriuretic peptide receptor activity. Gene Ontology annotation, biological process: regulation of blood pressure; vasodilation. The coding region runs from base 326 to 1846 and encodes 506 amino acids.